AGAAACUAGAAACAGGAAAUAACUGACAGCAAAGUUAUUUCCUGCAAGCAAGCAGAUCUUCGUCAUUGUUUCUCCUCUACAGACCAACACACACACAGAGGAAUGGCUUCCGGCAACAGUCUUUUAUCUGAGGAGCAGCUUCUUUGUCCGAUCUGCCUGGAUGUGUUCAAUCGGCCAGUUUCCACACCAUGCGGACACAACUUCUGCUUGUCCUGUAUCACGGCCUACUGGGACGACAUCCCAGUCAGCCAGUGUCCCGUCUGUAAGGAAUCCUUUGAGAGGAGGCCCGACCUCAAGGUCAACACUUUCAUCUCCCAGCUCACGUCGCAGUUCAUGUCGCUUCAAUUGACCGACGCUCACGGACGGCAGCCUCGCUGUGGUGGAGCGGUGCUGUGUGACAUCUGUACCGACAGCCGGAGAGAGGCUCUCAGAUCCUGUCUGGAGUGUUUAACUUCCUACUGCGACGUCCACCUCGAGCCCCAUCACAGAGCUGCCGGCCUGAAGAGACACACGCUGGUGGAGCCCACGGCGAGCCUGGAGGACAGGAUCUGCAAGGAGCACAGCCGGCUGCUGACGGUGUUCUGCAAGAACGACGAGGUUCUGCUGUGUGACGUCUGCGCCGGUUCGCGCCACGCGAACCACGACGUUGUGUACGCGCUGCAUUUGUACAAAGAGAGGAAGGCUCUGCUGGAGGACACCGAGGUUCAAGUGCAGCAGAUGAUCCAGGAACGGGUGCAGAAGGUCCGAGACGUGACAGUGACGGUAGAACGAAGCAAGACGGAAACCAAAGAGGUGAUCGCCAGCGGCGUGCAGGACUUGGCGACGCUGGUCUCUGAGAUCCAGAAGAGCCAGACGGAGCUCGUGAAGGUGAUCGAGGAGAAGCAGAAAGCGGCGGAAGAACGAGCGGCCGGGUUGAUUCGCGGCGUGGAGAGAGAGAUCAGCGAGCUGCAGGAGACGACCACCAAGCUGAGGGAGCUGAAACAGACCGAAGACCCACUUGCGUUCCUCCACUGCUCCUCAAACCCAUCCCUCCUACCACGCACGAUGGACUUGUCCACAGUCAGCUUUAAUGGGCAAGUGGAAAUGCGCCACAUACAAAAAGUGUUGAGCAACUCGGUCUCUCAACUGCGAAUGUUGCUGAAAAAAUUGAGCACAGACAUUCAAAAUGUCUCCGACGGCUCUGACGUGUCUGACAGCGCGACGCUGAGACGUGUGCAGCAGUACGAGGUGGACGUCGUGCUGGACGCUGAGACCGCUCACCCUCGGCUCAUCUUAUCUGACGACAGGAAACAGGUGAGAUACAUGACGAGUUCAGGCAUCAAAGGAAGCCAGAACCCCAAAAUGUUCACUUCAAAGUUCGCAGUUCUGGGCCAGAGAGGCUUCUCGGCGCGUCGGUUUUACUUCGAGGUCUUCGUGGGCGGGAAGACGGAGUGGAUUCUGGGCGUGGCCGCGGCGUCCAUCCAGAGGAGGGGUGCGCCUGCGCAAAUAUCUCACUGUGGACUUUGGGAUAUCCAGUUCGUAAAGGAUAAGUUUAAAACCUUCACUUCUCCAAACUUGCCGGCACUCUUCGGGAAAGUGGAGCGGGUCGGCGUGUUUGUGGAUUAUGAAGGAGGGCAGAUCUCUUUCUACGACGUGAAGACCUCAACUCUCAUUUACUCCUUUACCGAGUGCGGCUUUACUGAAAAACUGCAUCCGUACUUCAACCCUUGUGACAAUGAACACGGUUCAAAUUUGGGGCCGAUGAUAAUCGUUCCUGUCCAUCGUACCGAGUGAACGGAAGUUUUAAGAGGAAUCAGUGAUCGUGAUAUUUACUGAAUGAAUUAAUCUAGUGCAGAUUGGUAGAUAAACUACGACAGUACAGCUGCCAUGUGUGCACCUUAUCACAUUGUGAAUAAGUGAGGUGGUGGUGGUUCCAGUUGGUUUGGUUGCAGAAAAUAUUUAUUUUUUAUUUUUUUACAGGAAACAUGUAAUUUCUGGGUAGGAUGUUUGAUAAAUUAAUUUGUGGUUUUUCUGGUGGACAGUUAUUCAUCAAACAUGAUACAAUACUUGAUUAAAAUUCACCAACAUGCCUCUUAGUUCAACACUUUUUUCUCCUUGGUCGUAUCAAUACACAUGUGGCGCUAACUUUAAGAAUUAUUUUGUCAAUAAAGUAACAAAACAUUCAACAGUCCAAAAUCUAUAAUAUCAAAUUCUCACAUUUGAAACAAGCAAAUGUCAUUUUUGCUUGAAAAUGUAUGAUAAACUGACAUUCAGUCACGUAUGUUGAAGACGAGGGGGACAUUAACUCAGGGUCCAGUGCUUGGAAGUGAGCCAUGUUACAGCUCAUAACAGCCUUUUCUCUCUAAAGACAUGUGAAUGUUUAUGCUGUUUUGGUUUCUAUGAUAACAUCAAAUGUAUUCUAUUGUGUUUUGUCACUUUCUUCUCUUUUUAAAGCUGUAUUUCUUCUGUAAUGGUAAUAACAGUUAUAUAGUCAGCUUGAUUACAUUUUAAUAAAGUAAAAAAGUGUAACUAAACCAGGCUACAUUUUCACUUCCAUCUUCAGAGAAAAGAACGAAAUUUUAUAAUGUCUCUCUUUUAUAUUAAAUUCCCCUCCUUCACGACCGUUAACGUCCGCC
This is a messenger RNA of Pseudoliparis swirei, 2615 nucleotides long. Its product is annotated as E3 ubiquitin-protein ligase TRIM39-like. The transcript has 2 exons. Gene Ontology annotation, molecular function: zinc ion binding; protein binding. The coding region runs from base 103 to 1773 and encodes 556 amino acids. The record is from RefSeq and is a predicted model, not a curated record. Lineage: Eukaryota; Metazoa; Chordata; Actinopteri; Perciformes; Liparidae.